This is a messenger RNA of Chiloscyllium plagiosum (whitespotted bambooshark), 6290 nucleotides long. It is a transcript of the gene ppme1, whose product is annotated as protein phosphatase methylesterase 1. The record is from RefSeq and is a predicted model, not a curated record. Gene Ontology annotation, molecular function: protein methylesterase activity. Lineage: Eukaryota; Metazoa; Chordata; Chondrichthyes; Orectolobiformes; Hemiscylliidae. Gene Ontology annotation, biological process: protein demethylation.
GAGGAGUAGGCCAUCUUCAGGAAUAUAGACAGGACUUUUAACAAUUUGUAUUUAAUCCCAGUGUUCACUAUUGGCGAGGCUGCAUUGGUAUAUAUGUGGCGCCUAUAAGUAUAAAGACUGGAGCAGUCGCUUCUGAAGAGCAGUGGCAUUAAUUUGACAAGAUUAUUAAUUUUAUUCUUUUAAAACAUUUCAUGUCUAUGAAACAUGUCUUCUUUAGAGAAAGAAUUGUUCUUGAGUAAAUUGCCGUCGCGACCACCGAUGCCGUCAGGUCCCCACUCUGGAGCUAAAAUGAGAAUGGGUCCUGGAAGAAAGCGGGAUUUCUCCCCUGUGGCCUGGAAUAAUUACUUUGAAAUGAUGGAAGAUGUCAUAACUACAGAUGGAACUAGUGAAGAUUCUUUUCGAAUCUACAAAAGUGGAUCUGAUGGGCCUGUUCUCUUAUUAUUGCAUGGUGGAGGCCAUUCAGCACUCUCCUGGGCAGUAUUCACUUCCAUGAUUAUCAGUCGAGUUCACUGUAGGGUUGUGGCGGUAGAUCUACGAAGCCAUGGUGAUACAAAAGUCAGAAACGCUGAUGAUCUUUCAGCAGAAACCAUGUCAAGAGACAUUGGCAUUAUAGUGGAAACGCUGUAUGGUGAAAAUUCUCCCCCUGUUGUUCUGAUUGGCCAUAGUAUGGGUGGAGCGAUAGCCGUUCAUAUUGCAGCAAAGAACCUGGUGCCAUCUCUUGUGGGUCUAUGUGUGAUUGAUGUAGUCGAAGGCACAGCAAUGGAUGCUUUAAACAGCAUGCAAACAUUUUUACGGAGUCGGCCUAAAGUAUUCAAUUCUAUUGAAAGUGCCAUAGAAUGGAGUGUGAAAAGUGGUCAGAUACGAAAUCUGGAAUCGGCAAAAGUCUCCAUGGUUGGUCAAGUAAAACUUUGUGAGGAUGAUAUCAACACUCCAGGGAGCUCCCAUUCUGUUGUGGACACUGCUAUUCAUGAAGAGGAGGAGGAUGAGGCAGAGGAGGAAGAAGGGACAGCGAAGAAAGACAAAGAACCUGAAUCAAGUAAAAAAUUGAAAGAAAGUAAAACUGAGUACACAUGGCGUGUUGAGUUGUCCAAAACUGAGAAGUACUGGGAGGGAUGGUUUAAAGGGCUAUCCAACCUCUUUCUCGGCUGUCCAGUCCCCAAACUAUUAUUACUAGCAGGUGUUGAUAGAUUAGAUCGAGAUCUUACAAUUGGUCAAAUGCAAGGAAAAUUUCAGAUGCAAGUUCUUCCACAAUGUGGCCAUGCUGUACAUGAAGAUGCCCCAGACAAAGUGGCAGAAGCUGUUGCAACAUUCAUGAUUCGUAAUAAAUUUACAGAAGCAAAGGGUGAAAUCCAAAGCACUUACCCCAAUUUCUAAUAGAUCCAACAGCCUUCAAACUCAGCUUCGACUGUAUACGCAUUCCAGACCACCGAGAAAUAUCCACGUAUCAUCAUCUGCCUAAUCUGAGUAAUACAGUGAAGCUGGAACGUCAGAACUCCAAAAGCCUAUUUCACCCUGCUGUUAAAUCUAUAUUCAUUCAUAGAAACUCUCAUCGUUGGCACUACAGAAUGACUGACUGAAAAGUGCAACCUGUUUCUGAUUCAAAUAUUAAAACAAUUAAAGGGGAUUGCUUACUCAAAGUGUUUUUUUCUUGCACAUGUUCUUCUAUAGAACAUGGAAAUAUGUUCAUCAAUUGUUUAGGAGUUGAGAUGUUCUCUGGAACUUUGUUUGCAAUACCAAUAAUAUCUGUGGUUCAAUUUGGGUCUGUUUUAGAAAUGGGUUAGGUGUUCCUUGACAUAAAAAAGAAAGUUUUAAAACAAAACAAGAGGAAAAGAGCACAAGUGUGCAGGGUAACCCAGAAGAAGAAGUCUAGUUGCUGGAUUUGUCAUCUCAAAAUACAAACACUCCUAACUUUAGACAUGUACUGACACAACCUAAUUUACACUGACUUCAAAGUGCGCUUCUGGGAUCAAACUUUAUUGGCCUUAACUAUUGGCAUAGAAAUGAUUUUGCACUUCUUUGUGAAAAGAUAAAAUGUUUUUAUUUUAAAUGGGUUUGUAAUCCAAAUUGUUUAUAAAAUAAAGAUUAGUGUUUUGGACCAUGUUACACUAGACUGCUGUUCUAAGACAUUAGUUGAUGAAAGACAUGGGUAGCAAGAACAAUUAUAUUGCAGUCUGCUGCUAGCUGUGAUGCACGUUCUUCCUUACCAGGAAAGAUCUCUGAAUGUGUGGUUAUUCUAUGAUUGAGAAACUGCAGCAACCAGUUUCACAUUAGACAUAUAGAAUUGAGGUUUUUGUUUCUUGUCUAGAACAUCCAGUAGACUUACUUGAGCACUGUUUAAAUCAAGCUUCCUACUGAAGUGGACAUAUCUUUCACUUAAUCUGAAGUUUAACUGGUGUGACAAAGCUUGAUAGUGAUCUGAAACUAUUUAGUUUUAAUGCGUAACAUUACUUAAAUAUGAAAAUUGCUGGAAAACUGAAAAAGGCAAAAUAUUGCAGAUGCUAUAAAUCUGUAAUCCAAAAAGCAAGUGGUGGUAAUACUCAGGUCAGGGAGAGAGAACAUUUCAGGUCUGUGGUCUUUUGUGGAACUAUGUAUGAAUGCAGUCUUUUAAUAUUUUGUUCUUCACUGUGACCACUUACUGUUGCACAUCAUGGCAAUCAGUUUUUAAAAGUUGGAAGAGAAAUUAAAUGUAUUGAGAGAUUACAAAAACUGUCUGGGCUCCUUGUAUAUCUGAACAAUUAUGACAUGCAAUAUCUUUUAUACAAUGGUUGGAGUAAGGAGCAGUGAGACAACAAGGAAUUGAGAGAUGAUUUUAAGCAGUGAUUUUCUGCAUCUUCCAAGCCUCCCCCAAUCUUGAUCAACCCUCCUACUUGAAGUAUGCCUGCUCCCAAGUUGCAAUCUGUAUCUUUGGGAGUGUCUGGAGUACAUCUCCAAACAUAUAUCAAGCUCUUUGAAUGUGCUAAUCACAAUCUUUGUGCCUAUUUUGAGACCCUGCAAAUGACCAGAAACUUGGUGAUGCAUGGACAUUGCAUGCUUGCGUUUUCAAGGUAAACUACAGCCUGACUAGCAGUCCUUAUCAUUCUGACAGUUCUUUAUUUGGAUUGACUGCAGGCCUUCAGUCCCUUAUUCAUGUAACCUUUAUUUUUGAGGUACGUGCUCCCUUAACUGUCAGCAAAGAAGACGAUGAGAGUAGAAACUGCUUUUUCCCCACCAUUGGAGCACAAUCUUUACAGCUGGGUGAAGACAUUUGACAAACCUUUAGUAAGUGCAGCCAGAAACUAAUUAGCUCUCAAAGGCAGCCUAUAAGAGCUGUUUCUCAAAAACGAUUCCAGGAUUUUCACCAUUACUAUGGUCUCUGGAAGUUUAUUCAUUGUAUUUUCUUCUGAUGAAAGAUACUUGACCUGAAACAAUAAAACUUUCUUUUGCUCUCCUUCCCCCAGCAUUUUUCUACUUAGCAUUUUCUAUUUUUUAAAUUAUUCUGAGAUGUGAAACUUUCUGUCAUGAAUCUGUUCUUAGAUUGGAAACAGACACUGAGAAUAUUGGAGAAACUCAGCAGGUCUGGUAGCAUCUGAGGAGAAAGAAAAACAGAAUUAAUGUUUUGAGUCUGGUAAGACUGUUCAAUAUUUUAGUUUUAGUCAUGGAUUAGCCCUUUAGAAUCAUAGACAAAGAAAUAUUGAAAAUAGAAACAGAAGUGAACUAUCUGGCUCUUUGAGCCUAUCCUGCCAUUCAAUAUGAUCAUGGCAGAUCAUCCAAUUCAGUCCUCUUUAUUAGCUGAAACUAAAGAAGGGCUCGUGCCCGAAAUGUCGAUUCUCCUGUUCCCUGGAUGUUGCCUGACCUGCUGCGCUUUUCCAGCAACACAUUUUCAGCAGUAGCUGAAACGAAACCUCUUUGUAUUCAUAGAGUUUACUUUGAACUUAUUUUACUUUUUGUAUUCUGUUAUCUUACUUUCUAGAAGUUAUGCUUUCAGUAUUGUGCACGAAGAAAAAUAUGCUCCAAGUGUCUUUUCAGCUAAAUGGUAGAGCAAAAUAAUACUUUUAUGUUGAAAGAAAAGAUGAUAUUUUAGAAAGGCAGAUUUGACAGUCAUUAAACAGGUUGCUCGGUGAGGAAGUGGCUAAUUAAAAAUUAUAAAAGCAACCUUUUUUUUUCUAAAAAUUUGAGAAUUCACUGUGAUGAUGGGGAACUCUCCAGAUACAAUCAAAAUACUGUGGAUACUGGAAAUCUAAAUUUAGAACCAAAAAUUCUGGAUGCACAUAACAUGUCAGGCCACAUCUUUGGAGAGAGACACUAUUCUGAUAAAAGAUCAACAAGCUGAAAUAUUAAUUCUUUUUCUUCCACCAUAUAUGCUGCUUGACCUGCAAUUUUCAGGUCUGUCUCCAACUUAGACAGAGAUUGUUUUGAUUUAAUUUACCAAAUGAAACUGCCCUAGAAGAUGUUUUUGCUUGAUUUUUACAUUUUCUUUUGAAGCAUUGCUAUUGAUUCUUGGAAUGUUUGGGGUGUAGUUAGAUUAUUGUUGUAAAGUUGUGGAUCCACUGGCAGAUUUUGGGCUCAAUCCUAAUUUAUUUUUUUCUAUUAAAUAUCUGCUGGUUUAAUUUACUGACUUGUCUUUCAUUUGAACUUACAAGUCUACCUGAUUAGUUCCUUCAUGUAAAAGGAUGGUUCACUAAUAAUGGUGAGCAAAAUUAAAAUUCAAGUUGAUACAAAGCUUGAAAUUCCUCUAAAAUGGUGAAAUCACUUUGAAAUGCACCACUUAACAGCUACUCUCCUGUAAAUCUAACCAUCAUCCCUUCCCAAUGUAGACGGAUGUCUGGUGUUAUGUAAGUUAAGCUCUGUGGCCUGCUUAUAAAGUAUAUGUAGAGUGGUUUUGUUUAAAGUUGUUCUUUUAAGUGUGGCUGCUAAAAUCUGAAUCCAUUUCAGGAAUUGCAAUGACGUACAAAUAGGUAAAUAUCUACAGAGUAAAGUUGGAUUUAUAUGUUAGUGUGUUGAAAAAUGGAGUACAGAGGACCUAUUUAACUACAUAAACUAUUUGAUCUUGUAUGCUUAAUAUGCUGCUCCUUAAACUGUGUAUGAACAGAUUUGCUACCAGAUUCUGGAGGGCAAGUAGGACAUUAGUAUUUAAAAGAGGUAGUAAUUUCCAUGAUGUAAAAAUUGCACAUUUAUUUUGAUCGUGGAAAGGCUCGAUAAAAUCUUAGGACUAUUUUGAGAGAGGUCAAAGAUCUUCCAAAGAAAGUUGAAGUAAGCUGAGUUUUACCUAAAUCUGGGACAUGUUGAGACUGCUUCUGUUGAUUGGAUGAUGUUCAAUACAUGUUCCUCAUUCUUGUUCCCAGUGUUGGGGGACAUACUUCAUAUGCAAUUAAUUAAGAUGGGGGAUCUUAAAAUUGAUUGCAGUCGGCAGGCCAUUUUUAAAUGCAACCUGAGGCAGUCUUGAAAGCUGUUUCUGCCUCCUUACCAGCUAGUGACCAUGGCUGAGCAAGCCUUGAAGAUUGUUUUCACCACUCAGGCAACAAAUCCAUAUAUUAGCAUAGAAUUUAUGGUAAAUUUGCGUAAUUCAAGUACAUUUAGCUGGAUGCUUAAUAUGUCUGAAUCUGCGACUGUUUGUGUGUAACUAAAUUUGGACAUUAAAGCCACUAUCACUUGAAGCAACAUGUGGCCUUUAUAUGAAACUACUUUAAAUUAGGAUUUGCCAAGAAGGAAGUAAAUAAUAAUAUUGAAGUUUUGAAAUAGAGCUGGAUAGUUUACUUUUAAUAAUGUUUUGAUGAAAAUUUCAAAGUUUCAGCCUUUGAAGCACUUGAUUUGCAUGUGUCUGAUUCUGUUUCUGUUGGUAUUUUUUAUGAAGUAUGACUGAGAUAGAAACACUUGAAUGCAAAGAAUCACUUGAAUUUACUGCUCCUUAAUGGUUUAAAACAAGCAGAGUGCUGAGCUAUUAAAGCUCUAAGUUCACCACAGGAUUCAAAGUUACUAAGUUCAAAACUGCACACUGUGGAACAAACACUUGAGCAUUACCAACUGAACGAUGCAUGAUACUGAUUAAUUUCUAACUGAACCAAUCUGGCUUUAAUAGUUUUUGCUUGCGAGUCCUCCUAGUUUCUUGCCAUGCGAUUACAUUUCCAUGAGUUUGAGGUAAUUCAGAAGUUAAGAUAUGUUUUUUUAAGGAGGAAAAGUUUGACAUCAAACAUAUUGGCUAUAGUAACUUGAAUUGUUCAUCAUAUUCAAUGACAAUACAACAGCAUGUUCAAUAACUAUGUCAUUGAUUUGUAGUAAAUAGCAAAAUAAAAAAAAAUUGUGGACUCUGCCAA